This is a messenger RNA of Kwoniella mangroviensis CBS 8507, 2778 nucleotides long. RefSeq lists its product as uncharacterized. Gene Ontology annotation, biological process: DNA integration; DNA recombination. Gene Ontology annotation, molecular function: DNA binding. Lineage: Eukaryota; Fungi; Basidiomycota; Tremellomycetes; Tremellales; Cryptococcaceae. The transcript is spliced from 14 exons. The record is from RefSeq and is a predicted model, not a curated record. The coding region runs from base 1 to 2778 and encodes 925 amino acids.
AUGAGCGACAGCAGUAGCGAUAGCGAUUUGGAGUUGCCGUUGGUUAUCUCCAAUGCUGCGGAAAUCUUCGAGGCUAUGGAAGCACAUGGGCAUCGGACUCAAGCCCUUGGUCGUCCACCCAAAAAUAUCGAACAGCCACCGAUAUAUGAUGACGAUCAGCACAACGAGCUGGAAGAAAUUUCCACUGUGAUCCCCAAUGGUUCUGCUCAUAAGCGGAAGGUUGUUUUCAGGAAUUUGGAUGACUUUGUCAAAAAGCAUAAAAAAUUAAUAAUGAAUGGAGAAUACAAGGGGAAGGAGAGGAUGAAGGAUACUUUUGUUAAGCGAAUGAAGAGAUACAUCACUCUUCGAGUCGAAGCAAGCCUCAAGCGGGAUCGAAACGGACAGAUAAUGAAGGAUAAGACUUCUGGUUACCCACUGUAUAUGUCGAAACGGUCUUUGAGAGUGCUAUGCGACCUGAUGAUUGCCACGCUUCGAUUCUUCCCGUAUCCCAAAAUGUCGCCGCUGGAGUUGCAAGAGGCCAAGCAAGAGAUAAUUAGGCAUCGAAGCGUGUUGCAGGAGAUCAAGCACCUGAAAUCCAACGUUCGACGGAUCACUACUCUGUAUGCCGCCGAUGUCAAAGGAUUACUGGAGACCUGCUUCAAGACCCAUCAAGGGAAAUUUGAUAUUGCUGUACAAACAGCCGCCAUGCUGCUGAGCUUCUUUUACACUGGAGCUAGACCGGGAUCUAUCCUCAAAACAGAUAUGUAUCCGGACGAGUUUAGUGUGUGGCGGGACCUGGUUUUCAAGCCAGCCAGAGACGAAGACGGCCAGGUCACGGGCUUCGGGGUGAUGUUCACGCUCAAAGCGUUCAAAGGCUAUCACAACGUCAAAAACUUGGAGGUCACUUUCAAUAUCAAGAGUACCAUCUCUCGUAAAUACGCAGUCUUGGACCUCGGCACGAUGUUGCUGGCUCAUGGCCUUCGAAUGGGAGUAUUUGGGGACCUUACUGCCGAAGACCUGUACAAUACCGAUCGAGCACAGUUCCGAGCAGACGAAGAUUACUUGGAUGUCCCAAUCUUCCAAUCGAGAUCUUCUCGUACCAGUCUGAAUUCAUCCAACUUGCCACUCAAGGCCAACGCUGCCAAUCUAUUAUUACGUGAGUUGAUGAGGGAGUUCGGAAUAGCUAGCGGGACCAGCUUCUCAGAUACCCUUUAUGCUCUUCGACGUGGCUUUGCGACUACCGUUGGCAAACAUCUCGAUCCUAGGAUUGCUCAGUUCUUCAUGGGACACGAAUCCAACUCGACCAUGUUUUUUGGCACCUACAACCAGGCCAAUGUGGAAGAGAAUUUGACCGAGGGAGUUUUAGGUCCAGAGGAGCAUCAAAUCAGAGUUGUCACUCCCCUAGCAUACGAAAGACACGCAGUCCCGACCUCAAUGCCGACCGUUACUCUGAGCCAAGCGCUUUCGUCGCAUCCUCAGUUUAGACACUGGAAAGCAAAAUCCGAUAUGCUCAAGGAUUGUUGGAAAAACAACCUGACUCACUGGAUGAAAGUCUCCCCCUAUAAAGAGCUUGCCGGCAAAAUGGAAUUCAGCCAAGCUUCCUUACCCGCGCUUAUUGCUAUCUGUCGUAACCAGCUCAGACGGUUAGUAGAGCAGAUCAAACAGCAGGACUACCACGAUGAAUUAGCCCUUGAACAGGCCAAGGCCAAUGAGCGAAAUUGGAGGACAAUUCAGGAGAAUCGUGAUCGGUCUGAGGAGCCAUCCACGUUGGCCAAGGAUCUGCAGAAGCUAUUGAUUGAGCAAGAAGCAAGGACAAUAGAAGCUGAAGUUGACGAGAUCGACGCUAUCGAGGACAAUGAGAUCGAGGUGGAUCCCCAAUUCGAAGACGACGAGGAUGAUGGAGACGAAGGGGAGCAAGGUGAUGAGGAUGGUGGUAUUGUGGACGAAGAGGAAGACGAGCAAGACAGGGAUGGAAGUGGACAACCAGAAGAUGUUACCCAAGCCGAGAGAGAUGAGAUUGAAGCGGCGGUGCAGGAGAACGAAAGAGACUUAGACGAGCAACAAGCUGAACUGGAUGACGAAGUCGGUCAGGUGGAUGAAGAAGCUCUUCCAAACGAGCUUGAACCAGCUGAACCCAUAUCUGAUCGAUCGCUGGACGCAAAGGUGCAAAAACAGGAUUUACUAUACGCACUCGUGGCCCUAGAAAACGUGAACGAUGACUUUGCCCCCUGUGAACUGUGUUUGGCGGAUGAUACUGUCCCACAAGCGGACAAGGAUAUUUUAUGGAAGACAUCUCAGAAGGCGCGAAAGUUGCGGCAUGAGUUGGAUUAUCACAACACCUAUGCAGAGUGGUUGAGAUGGUGGCCCUUUCAACUCAACGACGGUCGUUGGUUCUGUCCUUAUUGUCGCUGGAAUUGCGCUAAAUCUUCCAAGAAGAGAUCGGAAAUUCAUCUUGAUGAGCGGCAUAAACGACAGAUGCCACGAGGCUUCCAUUCGGUCAUGAUGAAUCCACUCAAAGCAAGGGAAAAGAACAAAAAGAGGAAGGAGGAGCUGGGAAUGAAAGUGGACAAAGGGACAACUAGGUUCAAAUCAGGUUGGGGACAUGAGUCUUUCUCAGUUUUAUCUGUACCUGGGACGUUCACUCCACUCGACCUGAUCGACCCCGAAAGAUCUCAGUUGGGCCUUGGAUUGGGGCUGUUCGGCUCAAACGACAUUGAUUACGGUACCGACUUGAUCAGUGAAGGUUUGUUGGACAGAAAAGGACUUUUGAAGAGGAAAAGAGAUGAAGAAGACAAGUAA